GCGCUGGUCGCUGCGGUCGUCGCAGACCGGGUGGUGAUUGGGGAGCGAGACAUGAGCCACGCGGUGUCCGAAGCUGUGGCGGCCUACAACUCCGACCCCACCUCGGAAGGUGUCUCUCCUCUUCAGUGCGUGACGGGGCGACAGCCGGCGGCUCAGGGGUCUGUCUUGAACAACUUUGCGGGCCGCCUUGCCGAGCACGGGUUGAUCGACACCGACCCUAACCUGAACCAGCGCAUGGCCCUCCGCGAGUCUGCCCGCAUUGCCAUGGUGAGGCUCCACUACAGCCAGAGCAUUCGCAAGGCUGAGCUUGCGAGGAGCAGGGAGCCGACAGCUUCUCAACCUCCCGUGCCUGGCGAUGUGGUUUACUUUUGGCGCGCACAGAAGUUGACUCGCCGGGGUGACCCUCGUGUCUCGACUUCUUCCCGGCGGCGGCGUCUGGAGCUGAAACGUUGGCAUGGACCCGCCGUGCUGAUUGCCUUGGAGGCCUCUGGUGAGACCGGCUUCCCUACCAACGCCUUCCUCUCCUUCAAGAGCCAGGUGACGAAGUGUGCGCUUGAGCAUGUGCGUGCCGCCUCUUCGCUGGAACAACUCGCCGCGAACGCCUGGGAAGAGGCCAUAAAAGAGCUGGUCGAUGGUCUUGACCGAGCUCGCGGUUCCGAGCCUGCCGCGGCUGUGCCCGAGGACGAGCCCGUGGACGAUGACCUGGAGUUGGCCGCCGUGGCGCUGGGGAACGUGGCGCCUUCUGAUUGGCUGCCCUCUUCUUCGCCGGCGGCUACCGCUACUAUGACUGGGCCCUCGGCUCCGUCGACGGCGGCUCCUGGAACGCCGGUGGGACAACUACUUCAACGACCGGUCCUUCAGCGUGCUCUAGGCCGGGCUCGGCAACAACCUUUGGCCAUGGAGCUGGGACAGCAUGCUCUUCGACGAGGCCAGCCCGCAGACUUCCAGGCUGAACUUCGUGAUGCCAUGAUGCGCAGCACCCUGCGCCGCACCAGUUCCGAGGCGGGCUUCGCUGACGGCCCCAGUGAGACACGACGUGCAGUGCAAGAGACCAGCGGCGGUGCGCCAACAGCGGUGCACCAGCAGUACCCCAACAAUCUUCUAGUGAAUCUCCUGGGCUUCCUUCUUCAGAACAUGUACCAGCAGUACCCCGACAAUCUUCUA
This is a messenger RNA of Symbiodinium sp. CCMP2456, 1164 nucleotides long. Lineage: Eukaryota; Dinophyceae; Suessiales; Symbiodiniaceae. The record is from the annotation of a GenBank genome assembly.